AUGUCGCUGGCUGCUGCUGUCAAUCCGAUGGGCUUCGCCCUCUUUCGACUGCUCACAUCAAGGCCAGGCGAGAAUGUGCUGAUCUCGCCUUUGUCGAUCUCAGGAUGUUUGUCCAUGGUUGCAGCUGGCGCCACAGAAGGCUCGGACACGGAGAAGGAGCUGAUGUCAUUGCUAAGGACUCUGGUGCCAGGCCUACCCUCGGACAGUGCUGUGAAGAUGGCCAACUCCGCGUGGGUUCGUAUGUUGAUCCGGCCAGACUACAUAGCAGCUGUUCAGACAAAGUUUGGUGCAGAGGCCCUGCAACUGCCCAGCACGGACCCGAAGCCCAUCAAUGAGUGGGUGAAGGCGAACACAGAGGGGCGAAUUGAAAAGCUUUUCGACGGCGAAUUGGACGGCCUCACCGUGUUAGUGCUGGUGAAUACAGUGUUCUUCAAGGGCUCAUGGGCAAAGCAUUUUGAUGUUAAGCGGACAACGAAGUCAGAGUUUAAAGGCUUCUCAUCACCCGCUCCAUGCGAUAUGAUGUUCAAGGAGGAGAAGGGCACCAAGUAUACAGAGACUUCAUCCUUCCAGGCAGUUCAGCUCCCCUAUAAUGAUGCAAAGACUUGGGCCACCAUUCUACUUCCUAAGAAAGAAGGAAAGGAGGCACUGGCCGAAGUGUCCAUGACACUCGGUGAGACAUGGGACUCCCUGAAAAAGGGGUUUUCCACCGAGACUGUGGCACUAAGCUUACCCCGAUUUAGCCUCAGCGCAGGGGGUUCCAUUACCAACCCUCUCCGUGAAUUGGGCCUCAAGGCAACUUUUGACGCGGACGGGGGUUUCCUAAAGAUGUCGGACGACCCACAGGUGCACCUCAGCGAAGUAGUUCACAAGGCGACGCUUGAAGUGAAUGAGGAGGGCACGGUUGCGGCAGCAGCAACAGGCGCUGUGAUGAUGACAAGGUGCAUGCCGCCACCACCAAUGCAGAUGACGGUAGACCGACCUUUCAUUUUCAUGCUGAGUGAUACCGAUGGUACAAUCUACUUCCUUGGCCACGUUGUGUCGCCCGAGCUUGCCGGACUCGAGCCGACGCUGAAAUAG
Messenger RNA from Symbiodinium pilosum, 1077 nucleotides. The record is from the annotation of a GenBank genome assembly. NCBI's taxonomy places the organism in Eukaryota, Dinophyceae, Suessiales, Symbiodiniaceae.